GAAGAAAUAAGAAAGAAGGUUUUAACGCGCUCGCGCAUCGUUCUGCAGCCUACAAUUUAUUCUCAUGUAUUUUCUUCAAACAUAACAGGUACGAACCAUGAGAUGGCAUUCAAAGGCAAAGUGGUCGACUCGAAGACCGUCCUCUCCAACCUGCUGCUGUGUCUGCUGAUAUUUUACGCUCUUUUCUACAUGAUUGGGAGCGUGUGCUUCGGUGCCUUCAGGUUGGAUCACUUUGACGGAUUGAUUCCGUUUGACUUUAAGACCAAUCUUGCUGAAUCCAACUCCAAAUACUUGGUGAACCUGCUGUCCUUGGAGCUCACCUACUUUUGCAGCGGCCUUUUUUUUGCUGCAGUGGUGAAGAGGAGGGUGUGGGACUACGCCCUCACGGUCACACUUCUGCAUGUUCUGAUCACCAGUCUAGGUGAGCAGAAAUCCAAACACUGCAUCAUCCCGGGCACACAAAUAGAUUAUUGUGUUAUUUGUUUCUGUGUUGCAGUUAUGUGGGAGUUUCCCACGGUGUGGCAGUGGUGGCUGGCUUUAGGUAGCGGCUUGUUUCUGAUGAUAUGCAACGGUCAGCUGAUCGCUUACUUCACCUGCCAGAGUGACCAGAGCUUCGUCUCCUUCAGUAUCUACUGACAGAGAGCCGCACUGUGUAGGAAAUGUUUCUAAGACCGGUCCUGUGAAGUGAUGUGAAAAGGAUCCGACCGGGUCAUCUCGUCCUGGAGACACCCACUUGGUUCUCACCAUUGAUGGUUUUGUGUUGGUCACUAUAAAAACAGACUCCUCACCAUCACACAUCAGGCUGAACUGGUUUCAAUCUGUGUUUCAGUGUUUGGUUUUAUGUAAAUGCCACAAACUGAUGUUCUCUGGAUAUUUCUCGUGAGGCACAAUGCCGCUGUUACUGAGCAGGUUUUACAGCAGCCUGUAAAGUAUUUUUCUUUUGUAAGCUGUGAAUGUAAAACAGAACAAAAAAGUUGCAAUGUUUGUAAGUUUGUUUUAAAAUAAAGCUGCUCCAGAUUAUUUCUCAUCAAUAAACUGAUGCUGAAAAUAACUUAUUACAUAAAAUAUACUGUAACUUCAUGAGAACUACAGUAAAAGAAUUUGCUGGCUGAAGUGAUUAAAAAUAGACUUUUAUGAAAUAAAAAAACAAAUAUUAA
Messenger RNA from Gasterosteus aculeatus aculeatus (three-spined stickleback), 1157 nucleotides. Its product is annotated as putative transmembrane protein 244. Lineage: Eukaryota; Metazoa; Chordata; Actinopteri; Perciformes; Gasterosteidae. The record is from RefSeq and is a predicted model, not a curated record.